Triplophysa dalaica is the source of this 645-nucleotide messenger RNA. It is a transcript of the gene mrpl27, whose product is annotated as mitochondrial ribosomal protein L27. Bases 26 to 475 code for a protein of 149 amino acids. Gene Ontology annotation, cellular component: ribosome; mitochondrial large ribosomal subunit. Gene Ontology annotation, molecular function: structural constituent of ribosome. The transcript is spliced from 4 exons. Lineage: Eukaryota; Metazoa; Chordata; Actinopteri; Cypriniformes; Nemacheilidae. Gene Ontology annotation, biological process: translation. The record is from RefSeq and is a predicted model, not a curated record.
CUGCGUCGGAUGCACGUCAUUCAACAUGGCGGCGCUCUUGCCCUUGAUACUGAAGUCCAGGACGUGUAUCGUUCUGUCAAGUCAGACACCUACUGUAGUAUUGACGAGGUUUGCUUCAAAGAAGUCAGGAGGAAGCAGCAAAAACCUGGGAGGGAAUAGUGCCGGCCGACGAUAUGGUCACAAGAAACAUGAUGGAAACUUUGUUCAUGCUGGCAACAUCCUCGCAACACAACGUAAAGGUCUAAUGCGCUGGCAUCCCGGAGCUCAUGUUGGUAUUGGAACCAACAAAACAAUUUAUGCCCUAGAAGAUGGUAUUGUUCGGUUCACCAAGGAAGUGUACAUUCCUCUACCAAGGAGUGCUGAAGCCCGGGAUGUCAUCCCUAAACUUCCAAAGGGUGCUAUUCUGUACAAGACCUUUAUUAAUGUCAUUCCUUCAAAACAGGAGAACACAUUUAAACUUGUGGACUUAGUAUAAAAGAGACGUUUCCCCUCAAACUACAUCUUGAUCUGAAUUCUUUAGAUUGGUUAUCCGCUCUGCAGAAUUUGUUGCUUUUUCCAAAUGCAUCUAAAAAUCAGUAGAAUAUGUAAUUUCUUUGUAUUUAUACAGCUAUGUGCUACUCCAAUAAAGAUUUUUAUCAAACACCA